This is a messenger RNA of Pichia membranifaciens NRRL Y-2026, 2552 nucleotides long. RefSeq lists its product as hypothetical. Lineage: Eukaryota; Fungi; Ascomycota; Pichiomycetes; Pichiales; Pichiaceae. The record is from RefSeq and is a predicted model, not a curated record. The coding region runs from base 329 to 2248 and encodes 639 amino acids. Gene Ontology annotation, molecular function: flavin adenine dinucleotide binding; succinate dehydrogenase (quinone) activity; electron transfer activity. Gene Ontology annotation, biological process: mitochondrial electron transport, succinate to ubiquinone; tricarboxylic acid cycle. The transcript has a single exon.
CAGGUUUGCGUGUGUACGAAGAACAGGAGGAAAGGGUUUCAGAGUGGCGUUUCUUAGAGGUUCUCCGUCUAGUCCUGUUCUCAUACUUCCGAUCCCGUUGUCACAGACCUGAUUUUGUCCAAGUAGCAGAGAAGUCGCAACACCAUCUACUGUUUCCCCCCAUUAGUAAUACACCACACCCACACACCCGUUCUACACAUCUCUUGACCGACAGUUAAUUGAUUUAAUACUAGUCAAGCCGAUCACCGUGUAACUGUUCCUGACUCCCGAUAUUACCACAAAUCUAUUAUUCUUCACACACUAAAGCAGGAAAGAUAAUCCACACACAAUGCUCUCAUUCCAAAGAAGUAUAAAAACCAUUUCGACCAAGAGAUUUUUCUCUAGCACGCCUUCCAGCAGACAGGUCAUCAACCAGUUCAACAACUUGAACGGUAAGGAGGCGGCUUCCGCCAUGGCAAAGGACUACCACGUCAUUGACCACGAGUACGACUGUGUCGUGAUCGGUGCCGGUGGUGCAGGUCUCAGAGCCGCCUUUGGUUUGGUCAAGGAGGGCUUCAAGGUGGCCUGUAUCUCCAAGUUGUUCCCAACGAGAUCGCACACUGUUGCUGCCCAGGGUGGUAUCAACGCCGCUCUCGGUAACAUGCAUGCCGACGACUGGCACUGGCACAUGUACGAUACCGUCAAGGGUUCCGAUUGGUUAGGAGACCAGGACGCUAUCCACUACAUGACCAGAGAGGCGCCACCUUCCAUUAUCGAAUUGGAACAUUACGGUCUUCCUUUCUCCAGAACCAAGGAGGGUAAGAUCUAUCAAAGAGCCUUCGGUGGUCAAACCAAGGACUACGGUAAGGGUGGCCAAGCAUACAGAACCUGUGCCGUUGCCGACAGAACCGGUCACGCCCUUCUCCACACCCUUUACGGUCAAUCCUUGAGAUACGAUACCCAUUACUUCAUUGAGUUCUUUGCGCUGGACUUGUUGAAGCACAAUGACGAGAUCGUCGGUUGUAUCGCCUACAACCAAGAAGAUGGUACCUUGCACAGAUUCAAGGCCCACAAAACUAUCAUUGCCACCGGUGGUUCCGGUAGAGCCUACUUCUCCUGUACAUCUGCUCACACCUGUACUGGUGACGGUACCGCAAUGGUGUCCAGAGCAGGUUAUCCUCUGGAAGAUAUGGAAUUCGUCCAGUUCCAUCCUUCCGGUAUCUACGGUUCCGGUUGUUUGAUCACUGAAGGUGCCAGAGGUGAAGGUGGUUACUUGAUCAACUCUGAGGGUGAGAGAUUCAUGGAAAGAUACGCACCUCACGCUAAGGACUUGGCUUGUAGAGAUGUUGUCUCUAGAGCCAUUACAAUGGAAAUCAACGCAGGUAGAGGUGUUGGUCCAUUGAAGGACCACAUGUUCUUGCAAUUGUCCCACUUACCAGCCUCCGUUUUGAAGGAAAGACUACCAGGUAUUUCCGAGACCGCCAGAAUUUUCGCCGGUGUCGAUGUCACCAAGGAACCAAUUCCAAUUAUCCCAACCGUCCACUACAACAUGGGUGGUAUUCCAACUAAAUGGACUGGUGAAUGUUUGACUGUCAACGAAAAGGGUGAAGAUGUUGUCAUUCCAGGUUUGUUUGCAUGUGGUGAAGCUGCUUGUGCUUCCGUCCACGGUGCUAACAGAUUGGGUGCUAACUCCUUGUUGGACUUGGUCGUCUUUGGUAGAGCUGUCGCUCACACUAUUGCAGGUGAAAUGAAGCCAGGCCAACCACAUAAGGAAUUGCCAGCUGACAUCGGUUUCGAAUCGAUUGAGAACUUGGACAGAUUAAGAAACGCCGAGGGUGAUAUCACAACUGCUGACUUGAGAUUGGAAAUGCAAAAGGCAAUGCAAAAGCACGUUGCUGUUUUCAGAACCCAAGACAACAUGGAUGCCGGUGUCGCUGAAUUGGAAAAGAUCGACAACAAAUUCAUGAACAUCAAGACUUCCGACAGAUCAAUGAUCUGGAACACUGAUUUGACCGAAACCUUAGAAUUACAAAACUUGUUAACCUGUGCUAGACAAAUUGCUAAUUCUGCCGCCGCAAGAAAAGAAUCAAGAGGUGCACACGCAAGAGAUGACUACCCUGAAAGAGAUGACAAGAACUGGCAAAAGCACACAUUAUCAUGGCAAACCAAGACAGCUUCUCCAGUUAAACUUGGUUACAGACACGUUAUCACCCACACGUUGGAUGAAAACGAGUGUAAACCAGUUCCACCAGCUGUCAGAGCUUAUUAAGGGGAGAUGUGUUGCUUUAAAUAAAUUAACUACCAUUUAUUUAUCAUCAUCAUUAAAUUUAUUUAUUUUAUUAGGCUAAAUUCUCUCACGAUAUUUAUUUCUUGAAAACCUAUUCCAUCUUACUAAUUCCAUCAUGAUUUCAUAUUUUUCUUCUUGUUUCCUUAUAUAUCACAUACUAUUUUAUCUUACUAUAAUUCUGUUUAUUUCACCAUUUUAUAAAUAUCUAUUCAACUUACUUGUAUGCUUAUCCAGCUGCUUAUGGAGUCUUUAUUAUGCUCAUAAUCCCAAUCAACAAAGUUUCCGC